UCGUCACUUUAUUAAAGGUGGCUGAUCUAAACAAUUCAGAAAAAAAUCUUUAAAAUAAUGGUAUUUUUCUGUGAAACUGCCAGCAUUGUCACUUCAUUAAAGGUGUUUGAUCGUAAUAACUUGGAGAAACUCUGUAGAAUAAAGGUAUUUUUUUCUGCAGAGUUUGCAUCGUCACUUUAUUAAAGGUGCUUGAUCUUAAUAAUUUAGUAAAAAUCUGUAAAAUUACGAUAUUUUUCCACAAAACGUUUCUGGAAAAAUUCUGUAAAUAUAAUGUUUAUGAUCAUUAUUUGGUUUACAAUGUUUUACUUUAAUUUUAUGGUUUUCGUUUGACAGCCGUAGCUGCCAGUUGAGGACUGUUGUUUUUUUUUUUACAGAUUUUUUUUGUACAGAGUAGACAAAUGUGCAGUUUGGCUCAGUGGACUCUUAGGGCCGCUGUUGAUCCAUAGAAAAGCAGUGUUGGCUGUGAGGUUGUUUCAUGCAGCGACUCUCAUGUUGUUUGCGCAUACAAGAGAGAGACGACGACAAAGAACGCAGCGCUGGAACAAUUACGCACUUGGAGAAGCGGUCAGAAUUGUGUUUUUUCCUCACGGAUAUCAAACAUCUACACUUGGCGUCGAAUGGGAUGUAUUCUUAGUGGAUUGUAAAAGCUCGAAUUUGUGCAGGAAUAGAACAAUGCCAAGGCAAGUGCUACUCUUUAUUUUUUUCCUCUGCGUCGCCUGCGUGCUCGGGCAGGUCAGCUACUCCAUCCCGGAGGAGAUGCCCAAAGGAUCUCUCAUCGGCAACAUCGCUCAGGAUCUAGGUUUGCAACCCAAACGUCUUUUGUUAGGAAAAGCGCGCAUUUAUAACCGAGAUGGCGACAACUACAUGGAGCUAAAUAGAGAGAGAGGAGUCCUGCUGCUGAAAGAAAGGAUCGACAGGGAGGCCUUGUGCAGACAGUCGACGACGUGCGCUUUGCACUUCCAAAUCAUUUUAGAGAACCCCAUGCAAUUUUACAGCAUAGCAGUUCAAAUUACAGACAUCAAUGAUAACGCGCCGACAUUUGACGGGGGCGAAAUGAAAUUUAAAAUAAGCGAAUCUGCAACCACCGGAGCAAAAUUCGUCCUAGAAAGGGCGGUGGACUUUGAUGUGGGAAUUAACGGCAUUGGUAAUUACGAGCUCAAACCAACUGAUCAUUUUGCUCUUAAAUUACAAAAUAAUGCGGAUGGGAAUAAGAACGUCGAGAUGGUUUUACAGAAGCCUUUAGACAGAGAGAGAGAGGAGCAGAUGUCUCUGGUGUUAACGGCUGUAGAUGGAGGAGAACCGCGCAUGUCAGGAACAAUGUUGAUUCAUAUUACAGUGUUAGAUGUUAAUGAUAAUGCCCCAAUUUUUACACAGCAUACAUACAAAGCUACUGUUACUGAAAAUUCACCUGCAGGAACAAUUGUGGCUACUGUCACUGCCUCUGAUGCAGACCAGGGCUCCAACGCUAAAAUAACCUAUUCGAUAACAAAUGCACUGGAUGAUGUCAGGAAAAUGUUUGAGGUCGACAAAGAAACCGGAGAAGUAAAGUUGAUCGGAAAUAUUGAUUUUGAGCAGUCCCGAAAUUAUCAGAUAAACAUACUGGCAAGUGAUGAAGGAGGCCUCACGGAUUCAUGUAAAAUAAUUAUUGACGUGCAAGACAUGAAUGACAAUAAGCCCGAAAUCAGCAUAAUGUCUAAGUCAAAUAUCAUUUCUGAAGAUGCUCAACUGGAUACAGUUGUGACGAUGAUAAACAUAGAAGAUAAGGACUCUGGAGAAAAUGGAAAUGUUUUAUGCUUUAUAAGUGAAAAUAUGCCAUUCAUUUUAAAAACGUCAACAAAUAACUUUUAUAGUUUAGUGACGGACAGUGAAUUGGACCGAGAGAGGUCAAGUGAGUAUAACAUCACAGUGAUGUGCUCUGAUGAGGGAGUGCCCCCCCUCUCCAGCAGCGUCACUCUCACCUUACACAUCUCAGACGUGAACGACAACGCACCUGUCUUUGAGAGGAGCUCUUAUGAGGCCUCCAUUGUAGAAAACAACACUCCAGGUCUUUCUGUAUUCACAGUGAAAGCCAGAGACGCUGACUGGAACCAGAACGCUCGCCUCUCUUACAUGCUGGAGGACUCCUCUGUUAACGGAGUGCCAGUCUCCUCAUAUGUGUCUGUUAGUGCUGAUAGUGGAGUCAUCCAUGCAGUGCGCUCUUUUGACUACGAGCACCUGAAAGAGUUUAAUUUCCGGGUCAGAGCUCAGGAUGGAGGUUCUCCUCCUCUCAGCAGCAACGUGAGCGUCCGCGUCAUAAUCCAGGACCAAAAUGACAACGCCCCCCAGGUUCUGUACCCGGUCCAGACGGGCGGCUCGGUGCUGGCUGAAAUGGUGCCUCGUUCAGCAGAUGUGGGCUAUCUGGUGACUAAAGUGGUGGCUGUUGAUGUGGACUCUGGACAGAACGCCUGGCUCUCCUAUAAAGUGCACAAAGCCACAGACAGGGCGCUGUUUGAAGUGGGCCUACACAAUGGAGAAAUAAGAACUGUCCGCCAAGUCACUGAUAAAGAUGCCGUCAAGCAAAGACUGAGUGUUCUAGUGGAGGACAACGGGCAGCCCUCUCGUUCAGCUACAGUCAUUGUUAACGUGGCGGUGGCGGACAGCUUCCCUGAAGUGCUGUCAGAGUUCACUGACUUUAGCAUGCACGACAAGGAGUACAAUGACAAGCUGACUUUUUACUUAGUCUUGGCUUUGGCUGUGGUCUCCUUCCUCUUCAUCACCUGCUUGCUGCUCAUCAUAUCAGUCAAAGUGUACAGGUGGAGACAGUCUCGCGUCCUGUACCACUCCAACCUCCCUGUCAUUCCGUAUUAUCCACCACGUUACUCAGACACUUUGGGGACAGGGACUCUCCAACACGUGUACAAUUACGAGGUGUGCAGGACCACCGACUCCAGAAAAAGUGACUUUAAGUUGGACAGAGCUGCGAGUCACAACGUGCUGGUAAUGGACCCCAGUUCUACAGGAACCAUGCAGAAGAUACACAGUGAAAGGAACAUUUUGGAUGAACCCGACUCUCCUUUAGAGGUUAGUUUAAAAUAAUUUGAAUGUGGAAUGUUCUUUUUGGGAUUGUUUAAAUUAUGUUAUUGUCACCUUUUACCUUAAAACCUCCAUAAAUUAUGAAAAUAUGAAGUACUUAGUGUUUUGAUUUAUUUUGUAGGUGUUCAAUGUGAAACAUGCGUGCAGUCAUAGUACAGAUGCGGAUUAGCACCAUGGGCAACUGAGAAAUGUUUUCUUAAUGGUUGGGCUUUCUUUAACUCAACACACGUGCGUCAUUUUAACGUUGAUGUGAAAUCUACAUGGUUUAAUAUGUUAAUCUUCCUAUCCAUGCAAUUUUCAAUAACAUCUACUACUGACUGUCGGUAAAUUACAUGUCAUAAAGUGUUACAGAAGUAAAAAAUACAGUCUUAUAGAAUAUG
Messenger RNA from Nerophis lumbriciformis (worm pipefish), 3452 nucleotides. The record is from RefSeq and is a predicted model, not a curated record. Lineage: Eukaryota; Metazoa; Chordata; Actinopteri; Syngnathiformes; Syngnathidae.